CAUGUGGGUCAUGGGUGGAGUUUCAAGUUCUCCAUAUUCAAAUGCUGGGAGCUCCUUCUGCUCUGUGAUAUAAAGAGACACUGAGCCUCUCGGUCACUUUAAAGCAAGACAAAUUAACCGUCUGCGCAAACCACUGGCUCCAGUCGUGUUUACUAGUAAUAAACCGUCUUUUGCGCGUGCGAAAGAGCUGGAAGCAAAGCGGACCAUGAUGGACUACAUGACGGACAAGUUCCCGCUGAAGUGUGAAGCAGGAAAGGGGACUGACUUUUACCUGGAGCCGCUCAUGGAGCCCUUAGAGAGCAUGCAGUACUACAGCAAGAGCUCCAGCAAGAGCACUCAGCAUUACACACUGCAACCCACCGAGCACCACAGCAUUCUGGACAGAUCCUCUCCCUGUGACAACCAAACAUCAGCAGCAGCAGCUCAUUACUGCAGCGGGAAGGCGGAUGACGGCGGCGGACACGCCGAGCUCUCCGGGCCGCUGGAUGAGCGCUGCGGGGUGAGGACAUCACCCGGGACAACAGCGCGGGACAAACCCGACUUAGACGACAUCGGGGAGAAGUGUGACAGCAACGUGUCCAGCAGCAAAAAGAGACGCCACCGGACCACGUUCACGAGCGCCCAGCUCGAGGAGUUAGAGAAAGUCUUCCAGAAAACGCAUUAUCCAGAUGUGUAUGUGAGAGAACAGCUGGCUAUGCGUACCGAGCUCACCGAGGCCAGAGUGCAGGUGUGGUUUCAGAACAGAAGGGCGAAGUGGAGAAAGAGAGAGCGCUAUGGACAGAUCCAGCAGGCUAAAAGUCAUUUCGCAGCCACAUAUGACAUUUCAGUGCUGCCCAGGACAGACAGCUACUCACAGAUACCCAAUAACUUGUGGCCGGCUCCAACCCCCGGUGGCUCAGUGGUUUCCUCCUGCAUGCUCCCGCGUGGUUCUCCACCAUGUGUACCAUCUCCGUACCCCCACUCACCGCGAGCCCCUGAACACAAUUACAUUAGCUUCCCCAACCACCAGCAGAAUCAGUUUGGUGUCAAUCCUGUCUCCCUCAACAACUUCUUUACUGAUUCACUUUUGGCCCCGGCGCCAAACGGGCACGCAGCCUUCGAGAGCAAACCUGAGUUUGAGAGGCGGUCGUCCAGCAUCGCUGUCCUCAGGAUGAAGGCCAAAGAGCACACAGCCAACAUCUCGUGGGCCAUGUGAUCCCUGUGCUCAGACUCUUUUUCUAAACAGUAUUAAAUAACUUUAAUGUAUUGAUAGAGACACAGAUGUGGACAAUUUUUUUUUUAUUAUUAAGACGGACUCCCUGCUCUUUGAACCGAUCAAUGACUGAAAAGGUUCCAUUGAGGAGCUUCAAUUUGAGCCAGCAUCACUUUUCAGGCUUACUUUGAACAACUUGACAAUACAAAACAUUACUUGAUUUACAUAUUGUGUGUAAAUGAAUGUCAACAAAUUUUUGCAAUAGUGUGCCUUAUUAUAUGUGACGCACUUAUAGUAGUGUGAAAACAGUAACACAGGGAGCUUUACAAGCUGAACUACAUUCUGUACUCAGGACUGGGAGUGGAUGUGAUGUCCUUGACAUGCUUACACAAGUCACAUGCCUGUGUGCCUUGAAGCAAAGCUGUGUACAACUCAUAAAUGUGGCUGGCCGUUGCUCUGCCACAAUCAGAGGGGCACUUUGCACUCUGUAGGGAUUGUAUUUCAAUAAAUUUAUUUGGAGAUUCCACAAUUAUUGUGAUUUAUGUACUGUAUCAUGCCCCAUUUCUGAGAAGAAUCAAAUGUUAUACUCUUAUCCUAGAUUUUUUUUUUAUAUAACAAACUUAGAUUUUUAAAAAUAAAUUUUAACCUACAUUCAAGCCUAUGGUGAUUUAAUAAAAAAAAAAAAAAAAACAAUAAUCAAAAUUGACAUAAAGACCAUUUCAGUGUUAAGUUUGUUCAUUCAUUCAUCUUCUUUAACUGCUCCAUCCUGGUCAGGGCUGCGGUGAAUCUGGAGUCUAUCCUGGGAACGCAGGGUGUGAAGUGGGAACAUGCAGCAGAUGAACCGGCAUCAUCAUACAUACAUACACACACGCACACGCACACACACACACUCAUUUGCACUAACUAGAGGCAAUUAAUACAGCCAAUCUACCUACUAGCAUGUUUUUGGGAAGUGGGAAGAAGCCCAAAAACCUGGAGGAAACCCACAAGGACACAGGGAGAACAUGCAGAGAAACUCCACACAGACAGGAACACAAGCUCAGGAUAGACCCGGGGAUCCUGUAGCUGUGAUGCGGCAAUGCUCCCCACUUGUUGUUCAUGUGAAAUUUCAUCUUGCACCUUUCCUAUUCAAUAACAAUUUUGAGUAUAUCCUGAUAUAUAUCUACACUUCACUCUCACCACGGAAAUGGUUCCCCAUUUUUAUACUACAAUAUUGAGCAAUGUAAUGGAACAUCAUUAAGGGUGCAUAAUUAAACAUUGAAGUCCAGUGUUGUACCUUUGUGAGUACAUUUUUACAUUGAUUGUACCUUAUAGAAUAAUAAUGAACCUGUGCUUGUUCUGACAGUGUAUAUUUUUGCCACAUAAAUACUGUAACUACAGUAGUUAAUAACUUCAACAGGCUAUUGGGGCAAAACCUCAGUCUUCUAUAUUAGAUGUAAUAGUAAUUCCCUGACUGCUGUGUGAAUUUUCUUUUAUAUCAAUUAGAAUAUUUCAUUCAGACCUAAUGAUGGAAUUAGAUACUGUAUUACAUAUUGUAUCAUAAUGUUUAAUAUUGUUUAAUAAUGUUUUAAUAUUCUAUAUUCUAAGGUUUUAAAGGACUUUUUAGGCAACAAUGAGUUAACGUGAUAAAUAUGUUAUUUAUAUGCCAUUAGCUAUAAAAGCGAGGAGCUACACCAAUAUAUUUCUUAAAAGUAUAUAAAAAAUAAAGUUACAUUUCAGAUGGCUCAAUAUCUUAAAGUUAUUACAGAAUUGUGAGAAUUAUGACUGCCAGCCUCUGCCUACAAUGUGCCAAAUAAAACAUUUGCUUCCAAGUGUACAUUUCCACCAUACAGUGUAGCCAAAAGCAGCAUCAAUUUCUAACCUUAAUAUGAAGUUAAUCAUAUUUUCAGGCCCUAAAAUCAAGACUUGUAAUUUACUGCUGUAGCAUCAUGACCGGGUGCAAUAUCAGUAAAUAUUUACUGACACGAUUAAUUUGCACUGAUAACAUUAUUACCACUAAAUAGCAAUUAGCUUUGGGUAUGCACAGGCGGAGUUACCAGUUUUUGACUAUAACACUUUUAAUCGACCAGAUUGUGCGUGUGUGUAUGUGUGUGUGUGUGUGUGUGGGUGCAUAUAUGUCUGAAUUCUUGAGCUCUGUGGCAAUCUAUCCCCUAAUACCCCGUCUCUGCACCACUGUUCACUCUCUGCAGAGUGUCUGAGUGGUCCUCCCUGCUGUAGCACUGCAAGACAGAUGAAGCAGGACAUGUGAGGAGUGCAGACGAGAUCCAUCAGCAGGGCUGAAUGGGUUUGACCUGGCGAGGUGAGCCUCAGUCAUUAAUACAGAGGCACACACGUGUGGGGGAGGAGACGAGUCUCCCUGCAGCUCUACACUGCAGCCUAGCUUUCAGGCCAGCAACCGAGCUGCUCAAGCCCAUCACAUAUUUUCAUCUGUUUUUCAAGUAAACUAUGGGCUGUUAUUAUGGAAAGCAUUUUCUUGCCAGUCCUAUGCCUGAAUUAUCCGUGCUUGGAUUCGUUUUUACAAUGAAAGUAGGUCCAAAUUGUUUUUUUGGCUGGGAUUUGUGUCUCAUACCCAGAUAAGAUUCUUGGCAUCACUGUGAACAGCUCAGUUAUACUAAAGCUGCAGACAUAUAGACGGCCUUGAAUAAAUAGCACUGCAAGAUUUGAAACCUAUAGAUGAAAUUCUCAAUGGGUACGAGUUCUUUGAAAGAUAUUGCAGAUACUUCUUAGCAAAUGAGGCAGAAAAGCAACUCCAGGACAUUUUUAAGGUCUCUCUAUGGACUGGCAAACCAUCUGGAGUGAAUUGUCUCACCUUGCACCCAGUAUUACCGGGAUAGGCUCCGGAUCCAUUCCAGCCCUGAGCAGGAUUACUGAAAGUCAGUAAGUCAGUAAGGUCUAUCAGUUGAGAUCAAAUUUCUUCAAAAUGCUACAUGUUCUAUGUACCUUCAAAAUAAAAGCAUUCAAACAUCCUCCGUACAAUUUGUGUAUUCUGGUAACCUAAGUUUAAAUGCCUAAGGGAUAAUAUAUG
This is a messenger RNA of Pangasianodon hypophthalmus (striped catfish), 4217 nucleotides long. RefSeq names its product ALX homeobox 1 (gene alx1). NCBI's taxonomy places the organism in Eukaryota, Metazoa, Chordata, Actinopteri, Siluriformes, Pangasiidae. Bases 206 to 1195 code for a protein of 329 amino acids. Gene Ontology annotation, molecular function: DNA-binding transcription activator activity, RNA polymerase II-specific; RNA polymerase II transcription regulatory region sequence-specific DNA binding. The transcript has 4 exons. The record is from RefSeq and is a predicted model, not a curated record. Gene Ontology annotation, biological process: negative regulation of DNA-templated transcription; embryonic skeletal system morphogenesis; positive regulation of transcription by RNA polymerase II.